This is a messenger RNA of Aspergillus clavatus NRRL 1, 1659 nucleotides long. RefSeq names its product putative MFS multidrug transporter. The record is from RefSeq and is a predicted model, not a curated record. Gene Ontology annotation, biological process: transmembrane transport. The coding region runs from base 1 to 1659 and encodes 552 amino acids. NCBI's taxonomy places the organism in Eukaryota, Fungi, Ascomycota, Eurotiomycetes, Eurotiales, Aspergillaceae. The transcript is spliced from 5 exons. Gene Ontology annotation, molecular function: transmembrane transporter activity.
AUGUCUCAUUCCCAUCCCGACUUUGACAUUGCCGCGGAGCUUGGCCUGUCGGAUAGGGAGAAGCAGGAGACCCCUGAUGGUGGCAUAGACCAUUCCCCCUCAUCUCAGUCCAGAGCCUGCCAAGGAGAAGGAAGACAAAAGGAAGAGACGGAUGGUGCCGACGGGGUGGCUGAUGGUAAGGUAGAACUGAAGGAGUACGAUUGUUAUGAUAAGCUGGGGUAUUCCUAUCCUUGGUGGAAGAAAUGGGGCAUCUUGACCGUGAUCGUCAUGGUUCAAAUAUCAAUGAACUUCAAUGCCAGUUUCUACGCUAGUGGAAUCAGCCUUAUUGCUAAACACUUUAGGAUCUCAAAGCAAGCUGCGAGAGUGGGCCAAAUGGACUUUCUCAUUGCCUACGGGUUUGGUAGCGAAUUCUGGGCCCCAUUCAGUGAAGAGUAUGGACGAUGGCCUAUCAUGCAGCUCAGUCUGCUACUGGUCAAUAUAUGGCAGCUGCCCUGUGCGCUGGCUCCCAACUUUGGAUCUAUCGUGGUUGCUCGUAUCCUAGGAGGUCUAUCCUCCGCCGGUGGCUCUGUGACGCUGGGAAUGGUGGCCGAUAUGUGGGAGGCCGAAGAACAGCAGUACGCUGUGGCGUAUAUUGUCUUUGCGUCUGUUGCGGGAUCGGUUGUUGCUCCCAUUGUGGGAGGCUUUGUGGCGACCUUCCUCAGCUGGCGUUGGAACUUCUGGCUUCAGUUAAUUCUGGGAGGCUUCGUUCAAGUCGUGCACUUCUGGGUGCCCGAGACUCGAUGCUCGAUCCUGGUAACUCGUGAAGCCAAGAAGCGUCGGAAACGGGGAGAGAUGGUUUAUAGCGGGGAUGAGCUCAAGGGCAAACGGCUUAAUCUGAAGCACUUCGCGAAGAUCUGGGCGCGCCCCUUUAUCAUGUUCAUCCGUGAGCCGAUUGUCCUGUGGCUCUCUCUCCUCAGUGGUUUCAGUGACGCGUUGAUCUUCACUUUUCUGCAGUCCUACGAGCCAGUCUAUAAGCAGUGGGGCUUCAGCACCAUUACAAUCGGUCUAGCCUUCAUUCCGAUCAUGGUUGGAUAUCUUCUGGCGUACUUCUCCUUCCUACCCUGGAUCCAUCGCCACUGCCGAGUCAGGGAACGAGAUCCAGAUGCUCUCCAGCCUGAAGCCCGCUUAUACUGGCUGCUAUGGGUCGCUCCGCUCCUGAGCAUUGGUCUCUUUGGUUUCGCCUGGACCAGCUUGGGCCCGCCCCAUGUCCACUGGAUAGCGCCGAUGAUCUUCUCAUCGUGUAUCGCAAUAGCCAAUUAUUCCAUUUACAUGGCGACAAUCGACUACAUGAUCGCCUCUUACGGUCCGUACUCUGCUUCGGCAACCGGGGGCAAUGCUCUGGCCCGAGACUUCCUGGCCGGUAUUGCAGCUAUGUACUCGGUCCCAAUGUAUAAACACAUGGGCCACACCAACACCCUUGAAUGGCCAUCCACGCUUCUCGGCUUCCUCUCCAUCAUCUUCAUCGCCCCCAUUUAUAUCUUCUACUGGAAUGGGCCUAAGAUCCGGGAACGGUCCAAGUUUGCUCAGAUCCUCGCGGCGGACCGAAAGAAGGCUGGCCGCCGCGUCUCGCAGUGCGGAUCUGGCAGCUCGGGCCCAGAGGAGUUUUACUUCGAUCCCUAG